CUUGAGAACAAACACAUAAUUACUCAUCAUACUUAAAAAUAAAAAACGCAAUUUAAAUGAAAAAUUUCAGGGAUAACUGGACAAACUAUUUGAAUAAUAGUUUAAGUGUUUAUCUGUAUAAAAAUAUUGUGUACUGUACGUUCCGCGUAGUAUCAAUACUAUUUUCGGGUUUUCGAGAACUUCAGAUGGCCAAAGGUCUUUUUAAUUGGGGAGAAGUGAAAAAGCAUCAGUCACUGAAAGACCGCUGGAUUGUUAUUGACAACAAGGUUUAUGAUGUAUCAAGUUGGCAGAAUAAACAUCCUGGAGGUAGAAAAGUUAUUGGUCACUAUGCCGGCCAAGAUGCAACAGGUGCGUUCAUUGCGUUUCACAAAAAUCGUCAGUAUGCUGAAAAAUUCUUGAGUGCAUAUUAUAUCGGAGAUCUGGACCAAGACUGUCCGGAAGACAAGGAUAUGAAUUCCAAAAUUAGGGAGUACCACGAAGAUCUAGAGGGUAUACGUAAAAUCCUACUCCAGCAGAGGCUAUUUGAUGGAAGCAAAAUCUUCUUUGGUACAAUGAUUCUUCAAGUUUUCGUUCUCGAAUUAUUGGCAUAUUUGAACUUGGCCUAUUUUGAAACCAGCUGGUGGCGAAUUAUGUUAUCAAUUAUACUGUAUUCAAUAUCUCAAGGUCAAGCAAGUUGGCUGCAACACGACUUAGGACAUCUAUCGGUUUUUCGGAGUACUCGAACGAAUCAUAUUUUCCACGAAAUUAUCCUUGGUUUAACUAAAGGAGCUUCAUGCCAUUGGUGGAAUCACAUGCAUUCUCAACAUCAUGCUAAACCGAACGUACUAACUUUUACAGUUCCCCUGUACGUAGUGAAAAUUUAUUAUCUAUCGAGUGUAAACCAUGUUGCUAGCUCACAACAGAUGAAUAAAAGAUUGAUGAUUUAAUCGAUUUGUUUAAUCUCAGGUAGUUCAUGUUUGAUUAUUUAUCACCAAAAUGAAAUAUAAUAAUACAUUGAAUUAAAUCGCAAAACAUAAAACAGAUGAUUUUUCCAAUAAAUUAUUGUACACUCUAUUUUGUUCUGAGUAUUUAAAUAUACUUAAUAGCUACUUUUGUUCUAAAAGUUGCAAUAACUAGAAUGCUUCCAUCAGGCAAAUUUACAGUUUUACUAUUUCUUACAAAUUUUGUUCUGUCAACAAUAUAAAUACAGAUUGAUAAAGAUCCAGAUACCCGACUAGAACCAAUUUUUGUUGUUGGUGAUAACCUGCUUAGAAGAGCAGCUAGUCCUGAAAGUAAAUGGACGUGGCAUUUUCCUUAUGAACACCAGCAUAAAUAUUUUUUCCUAAUUGGUCCCCCUCUAUUAUUUCCUGUUUAUUUCCAAAUCAUGUCCUUCCGCCAUAUGUGGAUUCACAAAAGAAUAGAGGUAAGCAAACGUACAAUGUACGACAUACAUGUAAUUGUCCUUCACCCCAUUACCAAUUGUCAGUCGAUUCUUGUAUUCAAUGUUAGACCAAGUGAUAACCUAGGCAUUCUAAACUCUACAGUCUCAGGCCUCAGUAGGCUUGGUCAAAUGAUGUAAUGCACCUGUUAUAAUAAAGACAAAAUAUGUUCUGAUUGCAUAAGUAACCUACCAAAACUACUUAAAUAGGUUUCACUAUUGUAAUGUGCACUUAAGAUCAGACAAAACUCAGAUUAACUACUCUUUACGUUCAAGAAACAAAGAAAAUAUUGAGUCAGACAAAUAAAGUUUAAUCUAUUGACUUUAUGAAAACUGCUUUAUUCCGUUUAUUGUUAAUUAUUUUAUGCUUUGUAAUUAAGCAUAAACGCGAAAACUUCUACAAUAAACAAAAUCCUGUGUACUAAACCAUGUCCAUAAAUGAUAAAUCGGUUAUAUAUUAGCAGAAUAUCCAAAAAUCUUAUAUUUUUUACACUGUCUGAAAACAAAUUAUAUGACUUUUGCUAGAAGUUUCUAGUUUUUAAUUAUUAAUGGGAAUCACUUCUAUUUUCACUCGUUUCUUUGCUUAGUAAUCUUCUUAACAUGACCUUUUAAGUUCUGUUGGCAA
Messenger RNA from Schistosoma rodhaini, 2042 nucleotides. The record is from the annotation of a GenBank genome assembly. NCBI's taxonomy places the organism in Eukaryota, Metazoa, Platyhelminthes, Trematoda, Strigeidida, Schistosomatidae.